Neurospora tetraspora is the source of this 9217-nucleotide messenger RNA. RefSeq lists its product as uncharacterized. Gene Ontology annotation, molecular function: protein serine/threonine kinase activity; protein binding. The record is from RefSeq and is a predicted model, not a curated record. Bases 232 to 9108 code for a protein of 2958 amino acids. The transcript is spliced from 4 exons. Gene Ontology annotation, biological process: DNA repair. NCBI's taxonomy places the organism in Eukaryota, Fungi, Ascomycota, Sordariomycetes, Sordariales, Sordariaceae.
UAACCGACUAAUGGCAUUGUAGAUGGUUUCCUUGACAACCACCCCCUGGCUGCCUUGUCCAUUCAGAUUUUUGUUUUCUCGAACAGGCAUCCUUCCGCACUUGUUCAACCAUCCCGUCGCCUCCCUGUGAAGGAAGCAAAAUCAUUGUCGACCAUAACAUCUUUUACGAGACUGUGCUACUGAGUGUAACAGAGACCGGCCAGAUGGUGGACGGCCUGGUCAGACCUCAACAUGGCGCCAGCAACCGAGACGGUAGAAGACUUGAAGAAGCUCAUCGGUCUUCUUACCGAAAAUGCUAUCAAAAAACGGGGUAAUGCUGUCAAGACAUUAAUAUCGUACUUCAAGAGCGACGAAAAAGGCUCCCAGGCCGAAAGUCAGGGCCAAAAACUCUUUGAUGACAAGAUAUAUCAUGCCGUCUAUGAAGCCCUCUUCGGCUGCACCCGUAUCGAAAAGGAAGCCUACUUCAUCGGCAAAAAGUCGCUGAAAACCACCGACAGAAUACGCGAUGCCUGCGUUAAAAGACUCGAGAACUGCGCCGAAGCACUCCGUCUAGCUGUUCAACAUGGUGCCUCCAAGGUCAAAAGGAAAACAGCAAGGGCCAUCGUCGAUCAUAUCACGCAAACUCUUCUAGAUUCCGACGAGAACUUCUUCGAACCCCUACUCAAGGGAUACGUCAAGGCGUUGAGCGCCUUAUUGAACGUCCCAGCCAAUGUCGAAACCCUAGCUACUUUCAAGCCGAAGGACGAGGGCGAAGGAUGGAAGGACAAGGGCGAAGGAUGGGAGGUUUCGAUUGACUUUUGCCUGAAUGCUCUCUCCCGCUUUUUAGAGGCUGCCGAACGCGACUUGGGCACUUCAUCCCGCGCUUCCCCAGCCCCGGGAGCACCUGCUACCUCAAGAGCAGGCUCAGUUGGACUCUUUUCCGCACAUGGCCAAGUAAAUGGCCAACUGGCCCUCGACUUCUUGACAUGUGUCAAGGCACUCACGUCGGCGUCAAAUGCUCCAGUUCUGAGGAGAGCAGAAAGGGUCUCUCAACUUGUGCUUCGCGUGCUCACCCUUCGUCAGAUCAAGGUAGGCGAGCUACAAAGGGAGUCCUUUUCCAUACUUAACAACAUCUUGGUGCGGGUACAAACCGAGGACAUAGCUUUGGCCAAGACAAUAGCCACGGCACUGGUCCCAGUGUUAUCGCACUGCUGGCAACCUCGGUCCCUAUCUCGAGAUGCCAUGUUGAAUUCCAUUAGGGAUGAGAUGCUCAAGACCCUAUACGGAGUACACUUGUACUUGGAGAGUUUGCUUCGGGAGGCAACGGAUGAUAUGCUCUUGCAAGAUACCGAAGAUUUGCUCGACUCGUUAUGGUCCGAGUACUCUAGGCGCGAUGACAAGACCCGCCUUCAGCUCGAGGACGUCACCUUCUCAACCAUGCAACUGCCCCCAGAUCACCCAUCGACUAUGGUAUUCGGUCUACGUCCAUAUCAUCCAGCGGGGGAACAGAACUGGGCCUUGCUUGAAAACAUUGCCCUUUUGGAGACAGUUUACGCAAAGAGUUCUCAACGAGAUCGUCAGCACCCAGAAGAUGAGCCCGACAAACCACGGAAAAGGCGCCGAGUGAUAGGAAGCUCGAACCGAAUACACCAAAAGCUUAUGUCGCCGGAUGCCGCGGUAAAAUUCACAGCUCUACAGCUUAUACCAUUCCUGUCCGCGUUGAAGCAUCUAUCUCUCGAGGAGGUCAAGGAGGUAUUGGUGGAUUUGUCACAGUUCAUCUCAGCGAAACAAGGCUUGGUAGCUUCGUGGGCAAUGGUUGCAUGCUCUAGCCUGGCGGCUCACGAAACGUCUCGCGACCCAUCCCUUUCUGCCAUGUGGAAGCAAGUAUGGCAAAUUGGUGUCAGAUCCCUGAGCUUACCCCCUACGAGCCGCUCUGCAUGCGUCCUUUUGGACUGGAUUCUGAAAGCGAAGCUAGUUUCUGACCAUGAACUAGCUGGCGACGUCAACCAGAUCAUCACGACUGCCGAUAUCAGCGGACCGGCGAUGCUCGUUGACUCGUCCCUUGUGCUGAUGUUGACCUUACUGCGGGUCCGCAACGCCAUGUUCCCCAAUGCCAGUCAAUCAACUUCCAGUCACGUUAUUCGAUGGGCUUUCUUGAAGUGGAAUCCAUCACAGUCCGCAUAUGCUUCACUUCAUGCCGUACAUGCAGCACCGGUAGACCUUAUCAACCUCCUGCGGGCUUGCUAUGAGAUGCCGGCUCUUUGUAUGAAUGCAUCCCUCGCUGUCUUUGGCGGCCCCGUUGCUCAGUUCCGAGCAACCCAAAAGCAGCGUCAUGCAAUGAUACGGUAUCUGUUGCUCUUGGAAGAUGAGGCCCCCCCAGAGGACUCGCACAAAGCAACAUCAACUAAUCAGCCAAAGGCGGAGGAAACCCGGGCGGUUGAUUUGUCGAGUUCCCACUCGACAAAGCGGCUGAUUCUGGAACUGCUCUUUCCAAAGCUUGAGGAACUAUCACAGAUAGUAGAAUCAUGGCACAAGCGUGGAAGCGACAGCCCGGCUCCUGUGUCUACGGAUCGCCUAGUUAGCGUCGUUUCGGCUUGUAUUGUUGGAGCAUUCGUCAUGCCCGAGCUCGUCGGUCUCAACUCUUCCAUGUCGAGGGAUCUGGAGAUAACCGUGUUUGGCAUCGUUGAGGGCAUGAUGAAGGCGAUUUCUGAGUCUCCCCAGAAUGAAUCUUUCUUCAAUCUUGUCCUUCAAGCCUCUGCGCCCUACAUCCCUACCCUGGGUGAGGCUGAGUUAACCCAUUUUAAACGCGAGCAACAAUAUGCCCUCAGGCUCUUUGCCACAAUCUCAAACAGUUUGCUGGAGAAAUCCCGGCGAGAGUCUCCCACGGAUAACGAUCCAGCGUCUAUGGAUCUCGAUGAUGAAUUCGAUUCCCAGGCAACCCACAAAAGUGCAACGGCGAGCAAAAAAUCUCUACCCAGGAGGGACAUCACACUCAAUCACACUCCCGAGGCCUUUUACCUCGACACCGGCCUUCGGCUACACCUUCUUAGGAUCAUCCGUGCGGACGACGGUGAGCUUGGCCGGGUGCCUGAUCCGAUCGUGGACCACCUCUUGGAGCUCUCCGACGAGGAUCUUCUGUCAUGCCGGCUUUUCAUGCAGGAGUUGUUCGCAUCAGAUGUUGUCACACCUGCUGAUCUCGCGAUAAGGAUGGUUGAAAGGAUCGGCGAGACAAUCAGACAUUCCUGUUGUGAAGCUGCCAUAUGUACUCUGAUUGAUAUCAUGGAGGGAUUCAUCACCAUGUGGACCGAUGAGGAGCUUGAGAUCUCGAACAUGGUGGGCGAUAUAUACUACUGGCUCGUCAAACAAGCAUUGCCCAACAAUUCGCUUUCAACUACUGCACAGAUUUGGUUUUCGAGACUUCUUUUCCGUCUGCUGGAGGUCAAGUCUAUGUUUGCCUCACAGAUUCUGAAGCUCCCUCCCACCCUAUUUACGCUUCUGACGAUCUUAAAAGACGCGCCCAUGGAUGUCAGGUUCUUCAUUGGCGUUAAUUUGCCGAGAAUCUUUGGGCUCUAUGUUCUCAAGACUCACGACGACAUAUUUGUCGAUAUCCUCAAAGUGCUUCCCGGUGAAGGAACGGAGGGAAUCGCGUUUCGUCUGUUUGCACUCGCGGAACUCGCAUGCAAAUGGCCUACAUUGCUUCGUCGGUGUACUUACCACGUGUUCGAGACCACUGGGAAGAACCAAACAUCGGUAAGCUAUGCGACAAGUAGCCUGAAGCGGAUGUCGAGGUGUCUGAAUCUCAGCAGCCCUCAAGAUUUGUUCACGCUUUUUGCCCCCCAGAUACUUUUUACUUGGACAGUGGUCGACUCCAUCAACGAGAUUCCAUACAGCAUAUUUGGGUUUUCGAACCUGGCAGAGCUCCUUUCCAAAGGCCAGUCAGAAGCUGUUGGUAUAAUGAUCAUGCGCGGCCAUGAAACGGACGCCCGCGAGCUGGCUAAAACUUUGAAGCUUAGUAUAAGAGAUUUGGUCACACAGAACUUCAGCAAGAUCAUGGCGUACAGCAUCGCACACGAUUCAAGCUCCCCAAACGAAGUGACCGGAGAAAGCCGCAUGAGGAAGAUCAUCGGAGCGGAGCCUUACAACAGCAACAUAAUCCUCAAUUUCGCCGACAUCCUGGCAAUCUUUUUCGAAACAUGCGACCAAGAGGCUCCUAUCGAGAAGUGGUUCCGCAAAGAUGCCAACUUUGCCUAUGCAGCGGACAUCAUGGAAGAAAUCAAAGCGUUCGGUCAUCUGAACACAACACUUCCACCAAACCAGCAGCCUAUGUUCAAGGCCAAGUUCCUCCAGCACCAGAUACUGCACCUCGUUAAGAGAACCAACUAUGAGCUACAUGAGAUAUGGACACCCGCUCUUGUCGUUUUCGUAGCUCGAAAGCUAUUGAACACGAUUCACCCGGCAUUAGGCCCAUUGCAUGCCUGUUCCGUGCUACGGAAGAUCCGUGUGCUUAUUUGCCUAGCAAGCAGCACUGCCCUGUAUGGCUACCCUCUGGAGAUGCUACUACAUUCUCUCCGGGCUUUCGUGGUUGAUCCAGAGUGCGCCGAUGAUGCCCUGGGAAUUACCCAAUAUCUCCUUACCAGGGGAAGGGACCACUUGGUCAAAUUUCCUUCAUUCCUUGCUGGGUAUGCUCUUUCAUGCCUAGCUGAUCUUCGGGUAUUCCUAGAGUCGAGCCAAUCGAGUACAACCCAGGAGAGCCAGUUCAAGGCGACAAAAUCAAAGGCACAGCUCUUUCACUCAUGGUUCUCCAAAUACCUGGCCAACUACAACACCAGUGCAUGGAAGGAUGAGACACAAAGGGAAGCUUUCAAGGCCAUCACUCAAUCCGCUGCUAAUAUCCGUGCCAUGGGCAACGCAGAGAAGGGCACCCACGAAAGCAAGUUGCUUUUGGAGAUUCUCAAGGAUUGGGGUCGAAAGCAUCAGCUUCUCAACGAGCCGGCUCGAUCGGUUGCUCUGUCCAUGCUCUGUGGAUCCUUCAAUGUUCCACCACCAACUCGCUUGGACGUGAUUGAAAGCGACGAAGAGGCGUUGGCCCAUGGUGCCGCUGUCUGGAUGAGUUGUAGUUCCAAGAAGCUUAGUAGCGAGUACUUGGCCUGGGCCGGACGAGUUAUCGGUCGGUCCUUUGCAGCCUCAGGCGACGUACCACCAGAGCUCUUGCGCGAAUCGCGCCUCCAGGAGUAUCGGAAGAAAUCCCCAGUAAACUUUGAUUUCAUGGAGUCCGAGGAGGCUCUUCUUAGCCUGGUUGAAGCUCUUACUGCAAGUAGCGACAACUUUAGGGCUGGGUUGGCUGAGGCUGCCCUCCGUGUAGCAGUAUCUGAUGCCAAUUAUGAGAACAAUCGUCCCUUGGUCACCGCCUACCAAAAGACUCUUUCAGAGUCGUUGCAAGGAGCAUCGGACUGGGGAGAGCUUAGCAUACCACGGUCUGAUCGCUUCGGUGUCGAACACCCCAACGAGGCCGAGAUAUUCUCUGCGGAAUUCUUGGAAAGUCCGGAUUGGGCACAGCAACUCACGACACUUUUGGCUCAGUCAGUACCCGGGAGCGUAGCACUUAGGGUACUGCCUCCCAUUUUGACAAAGGUCAAAGGCUUUGCUGAGCAAGCUUUCCCCUUCAUCGUCCAUAAUGUGCUGGAAUACGAGCUAGAUCAAACCCAAGGGAUGAAGCAGAAGCUUUCGGAAGCCUUGAAAGAAUGGCUGGCCUCCACUUCACCAGCAGCCAGAGACAACCAGAAGCUCCUGAUCAACACAAUUCUGUACCUCAGAACACAGGCAGAUCCAAAUGAGACAUCUAUAGCGGAUCGAUUGCACUGGCUCGAGGUCAACUUCUCAACCGCCGCGGCCGCUGCUACGCGAUGCGGGAUGUAUAAAGUUGCUCUCCUGUUCGCCGAGUUGGCAUCCACCGAGAUUACACGCCAGUCUCGCCGUUCGUCCGCGAUUCAGGGACUUGGGGACACGAGCGAGAUCUUGCUGGAUAUCUUUGAGAAUAUCGACGAUCCAGAUGCCUACUACGGCUUGACCCAGGACGCUUCGCUGUCGACUGUAUUGGCUCGUCUCGAGUACGAAAACGACGGAGCCAAGAGUUUAGCAUUCCGUGGAGCCCAAUAUGACAGUCAUCUGAGGCGCCGGGAUGUAGCUUCACAGCAAGACGGACAGGCGCUUAUCAAGGCGUUGAGCAGCUUGGGUCUCGCCGGCCUGUCGAACUCUCUCCUUCAGACGCAACAGAGCCUGGAUGGGUCCUCGAGGUCUCUUGAUUCCACGUUCAUCACAGCAAGGCGUUUAGAGAUGUGGAAUCUUCCUGCUCCGCCUGCGACCGGAAACUGGGCGGUAACUGUGUACAAAGCCUAUCAAAGUAUGCAUCAAGCUUCUGACAUCGACAUGGUAAGAAGCGCGGUUCACGACGGUCUUGCGAGAACACUCAAACAUCUCACGGGGAAAAGCCUUAACACAUUAACACUGCGUCACCAGCUGGGUGCUCUCGCUACGCUGGCUGAACUCGAUGAUGUGCUGAAUGUUGGAGAUCUUUCCGAGCUGAAAGGCAUCAUCAAUGACUUCCAAGCGCGGUCCAAGUGGAUGAUGAGUGGACAAUACGACGAUGUCAGUCAGAUCCUCUCGUGCCGGGAGACAACCUUGAGCAUGUGGAGUCAACACCACAACCUCCGGCCAUCGAGGUUGACGCCUGCAGAUGCUCGUCUGGUGCAAAUUCGUGGCAUGCUGGUCUCCUCUGACAUCUACCGGUUCCAUCGUGCCACACAGGAAACGCUGAACUUGUCUACCGCACUCACAGAUCUUAUAAAGCCGAGUGAACAAAUGGGGCUUACCGUCGACGCGGCAAUCCGGAUGGAGGCUGCCAACUCGCUAUGGGAUCAAGGCGAGAUGAUUUCCUCCAUCAGGAUGCUGCAGAAUAUUGACAAGGAUUCCUCACUGAAGAAACAAACUGUUCCUGUCAGCCGUUCGGAUCUCUUGUCGAAGAUCGGGUACCAGGUGUCGGUUGCCCGACUGGAGAGUCCUGACAACAUUCAGAAGAAGUAUCUCGAACCCGCACUGAAGGAGUUGAAGGGCAAGAGUGAAGGAAAGGAAGCCAGCCGGGUUUACCACCAGUUCGCCAUGUUCUGUGAUGAACAGCUCCAAAACCCAGAUGGCCUUGAGGAUCUUGCUCGCCUCCAGAAUCUCAAAAAGGGCAAGAAUGACGAGGUUACGCAGCUCAAAGCUCUUAUUGCGAGCACCCGGGAUUCGCAACUCAAAAACAAGUAUUCCUCGCACUUGUCGAAGGCAAAGCAGUGGCUUGACCUAGAUCAGCAGGAGCUUCGCCGAGUUGAACAGACUCGUUCUGAGUUUGUGAGGUUGAGUUUACAGAACUACCUGCUCUCUCUCGCAGCAUCGGAUGAGUACAAUAACGAUGCGCUACGUUUCACAGCUCUGUGGUUAGAGCGCUCAGAGGACGACAUGGUGAACGAGACUGUGAAGGGGUACCUCAGCAGAGUGCCUACUCGGAAAUUCGCACCCUUGAUCAAUCAGCUAUCAUCGCGCCUGCAAGAUCAGAAAGGGCUCUUCCAGAUCACCCUGCUAGAGCUUGUCUACAGCAUCUGCCUCGACCACCCUUAUCACGGCAUGUACCAGAUCUGGUCGGGAGCAAGAACACGGAUCAACAAGAAUGAUGAGGUUGCUUUGUCCCGACAGAAGGCGACGGACAAGAUAGCCAGAGCCAUCGUCAAGAGUGGUGUAUCAGCCGCCAAUAUCUGGCCGGCGAUUGAUGCGACAAGCAGAGUCUACCACCUGCUCGCCAUGGAGCGCGAUGCUAGCAGACACAAGUCAGGUCACAAGAUGGCCAUCAAGGACUCAGAAGCAGGCUCGCAAUUUCUCGCCACGCUUGCCAAGUUCCCGAUCCCGCCGCCGACCAUGCAGAUGCCUCUGCUGGCGAGUUGCGACUACUCAAACGUGCCCAUGAUCAUCAAGUUCGAACCGCAAAUGUCCAUCGCCUCGGGCGUUUCCGCGCCCAAGAUCAUCACAGCCAUCGGCAGCGACGGCCAGCGGUACAAGCAGCUCGUAAAAGGCGGCAACGACGACCUCCGCCAGGACGCCAUCAUGGAGCAAGUCUUCGCCGCCGUCUCGGAGCUGCUCAAGCACCACCGCACCACGCGCCAGCGCAACCUCGGCAUCCGGACCUACAAGGUCCUCCCGCUCACCUUGUCCUCGGGCAUAAUCGAGUUCGUCUCCGACACCAUCCCCCUGCACGAAUACCUCAUGCCCGCCCACGAAACCUACUACCCAAGGGACCUCAAAGGCUCGCACUGCCGGAAAGAAAUCAUGAACGCCCAGUCCAAAUCCGUCGACACCCGGCUCGCCGUCUACCGCAAGGUCACCGAAAAGUUCCACCCCGUGAUGCGCUACUUCUUCAUGGAAUGGUUCCCGGACCCGGACGAGUGGUUCGCCCGCCGGACCGCCUACACGCGCACCACGGCCGCCAUCUCCAUGCUCGGCCACGUGCUUGGGUUAGGCGACCGACACGGCCACAACAUUUUGCUCGACACCAAGACGGGCGAGGUGGUGCACAUCGACUUGGGCAUCGCCUUCGAGAUGGGUCGCGUCUUACCGGUGCCCGAACUGGUGCCCUUCCGUCUGACGCGCGACAUCGUCGACGGAAUGGGCAUCACCAAAACCGAGGGCGUGUUCCGCCGGUGCUGCGAGUUCACGCUGGACGCGCUGCGCGAGGAGACGUACAGCAUCAUGACUAUUCUGGACGUGUUGAGGUAUGAUCCGCUUUAUAGCUGGUCGAUGAGUCCCGUGCGGAUGGCGAGGUUGCAGAAUGCGAAUGCGAGAGGGAAUGAGGUGGAUGAUGAUCAGGCGCAGGAGGAGGAUCAGAAUCAGAAUCGUGCUGGUGGUGGUGGUGGUGGAAACAACAAGAAGUCGACGACGAACAACCUCAAUGAGCCUAGUGAGGCGGAUCGGGCGUUGGAGGUGGUUCGGAAGAAGUUGAGUAAGACGCUGAGUGUGAUGGCUACGGUGAAUGAUUUGAUUAAUCAGGCGACUGAUGAGAGGAAUUUGGCCGUGUUGUAUUGUGGUUGGGCUGCUUAUGCUUGAGGAGGAGAGCAUCAAAGGAAAAGCUGUACGAAAGAGGUACUCACUCGUCUGGGUUGAAAGAGUAAGGGGAAGUCUACAUAAAUAUCUGUGGGUUUAUGUCUAUAGAUGU